Molecule: messenger RNA, 747 nt
Organism: Truncatella angustata
Lineage: Eukaryota; Fungi; Ascomycota; Sordariomycetes; Amphisphaeriales; Sporocadaceae
Product: CTLH/CRA C-terminal to lish motif domain-containing protein
Exons: 3
Coding region: 1-747 (248 amino acids)
Biological process (GO): proteasome-mediated ubiquitin-dependent protein catabolic process
Cellular component (GO): cytoplasm; nucleus
Molecular function (GO): protein binding
Source: RefSeq, a predicted model, not a curated record
AUGGCUUCAUCAACAUCGACGGCGACCCCGAUGAAGCAUGCCUUCACUCGUCACGUUGAGGAGGUCAAGGCCCCCAAGAGCGAUAUCAAUGCCUUGAUCCUCGACUACUUGACCAUGGCUGGCUACCCCAAUGCGGCCAAGAAGUUUUCCGCAGAAGCCAACCUUCCUCCGCAACAGGUCCAUGACUCCAUUGAGGCAAGGCAGCAGAUCCAGACAGCUAUACACAGAGGCGAUAUUGCAGAAGCGAUAGGCGAUCUGAACGAUCUGGACCCCGAGAUACUUGAUACAGACGCUGCACUUCAUUUUGCACUACUUCGUCUGCAGCUUGUGGAACUCAUCCGCCAAUGCAACGCAACGCCUGGGCGGGAUAUCAACCCAGCCUUGGAGUUUGCUACGCAGCAACUUGGUCCGAGGGCUCCAACGAAUCCCCAGUUUCUCGAGGACCUUGAGAAGACGAUGGCGCUUGUAGUAUUCUCUCAUGAUUCGCUCGAUCCAUCUCUCGCUGCGCUUCUGAAGCCAGAUCUCCGCCGGGAGGUUGCUGACAUGGUCAACAAGGCUAUCCUUGAGCGUGAGACGUCGCGUAGGGAUGCGGCGAUACGCCACUUGGUCCAGAUGCGAGCUUGGGGCGAGGAAAUUGUCCGCAAGGACGCCCAGAAAGAUCUACCAGCACGAAUCGACCUGGGACUUUAUGGUGAUGAUACUCAUAACGGUUUCCACGAGAACGGUCAGGACACUGUGAUGACUUAG